AUGGCAUUAUUUGGGGCACUCAAAGACCGGGCGUUUUCCACGCUUGGCCAGGUGUUUGAUAUGCCCCGAGGUCCUACACUUUCACGGGAUGAGAAAUUAUGUCAGGAAUUCAAUCUCCCGCCAGGGGAAACGGUGGUGAGUGAGAUGUUGGUCGAAAUUGGUUUGCGACUGGAGUACAACAAGGAAGCAUAUAAGAACUUACCUUUCCCUCAGGGAAGAAUGUUUUUAACGCAACACUUCCUCUGUUUCAAAGACGCCUACGACAAACGCAAUUGUCUGUUCUCCCUUCAUCUCUCCACCAUCAAGAAAGUCGAGCGGCUCCCGCUGCUGGAAUACGGAUUUGCUCUCACGAUUAUAACCUAUUCGAAACUUCAUGUUACCCUCUACAUGAUUGGCUUACGGCUGGAAUGUGAACGGGCAGCAGUCGCAUUCAGGGAAGUGCUCAAAGCUAAUCUUCCGGAAGUGCGUAAACUUCAACCAUUCAUACAAUCAUGCUACCUGGAGUUCUUGUUGGUGAAAAACAAAAUUACCACAGAGAAGGUUCUGGAAAUUCCACCUGGUGGGCUAGGGUUGGUGUACAAGUUCCCGGGUGAUCCUAAAGAAUCGAAGGAUAAGCAGAAGAUGAAGUUGUGGUUUGACCUAUUUCGUACAGACGGCCGCAAUUUAUCUCAAAUCAAAACGCCCAUGUUCUACCGACUUGUUCGCGUGGGUCUCCCCAAUCGCUUGAGAGGUGAAGUUUGGGAACUUUGUGUGGGAUCGAUGUAUACUCGUCUUGAUCAUCAAGGGGAGUAUCAGAAAUUACUUGACGAUAACAAAGAUAAGCAAUCUGUUGCAAUUGAAGAAAUUGAAAAGGAUUUGAACCGACUGUUACCCGAGUACGCUGCUUACCAAACGGAAGAGGGUAUUGGCCGCUUACGGCGAGUAUUGACAGCAUAUCUGUGGAAGAACCCUGAAUUGGGCUAUUGUCAAGCAAUGAACAUUGUUGUUGCUGCAUUGCUUAUCUAUAUGUCUGAAGAACAAGCAUUUUGGGCGUUGGAUAUGUUGUGCGAUCGCGUGGUACCAGGAUAUUACCUGAAAACCAUGUACGGUACAUUACUCGAUCAGAGAGUGUUUGAGCUGUUGGUAGAAAACACGAUGCCCAUUCUCUGGAACCACAUUACCAAGUAUGAUAUUCAAUUGCUGGUGGUAUCCUUACCGUGGUUCCUUUCGCUUUACUUGCUGCUGAUGCCGCUUGUGUUUGCUUGUCGUAUCUUGGAUAUCUUCUUCCUUCAGGGUCCUAAGACCCUAUUCCAAGUAGCUCUUGCCAUUCUCAAGAUUAAUGGCGAGGAGCUUUUGCAACAAGAAGAUGAUGGAAUGUUCAUUUCCAUCAUUAAGCACUACUUCCAUACCCUUGACGAACUGGCACAUCCCGAUGCCAAGAACCCGAAAUAUCGUGCCAUUACGAAGUUUCAAGAGUUACUUGUUACCGCAUUCAAGGAAUUCUCCACAAUUGAUGAUGAGAUCAUCAACAGGCACAGAAACCGUUACCGCGAUUCAAUUUUUUCGAACGUGCUGACCUUUGUGAAGCGUACGGAUAUUCGAAAUUUGCCUCGUACGGUUACUUUGACUGCAAGUGAUCUUUCAAACUUAUACGACAGAUUUUACACCGUGGUCGAGCUGGAGAGUGCUCUCACUGGUGGUGCAUCACUGCUGAUGGACUUUGUUGCCUUCCGUCGGUUUAUGGCCAGUGUCACUGACUGGGUGAAUGAUGCCGAUGGUGAGCACCCGGUGCAAACCCACUUCCUUCAUCGUUUGUUUGAUCACUGGGAUCGCGAUAAACAUGGUACAUUAACGUUGGGCGACAUUGUUUCUGGACUUGAUAAGCUUUGUGAUCCUGACCUUAUGGCACUGAUCGAAAACUUCUUCGAAUUAUAUGCCAAUAAUCCGCGUAAACAGGGGAAGAUUGAUCGUGAAACGAUAUUGCAAAUGCUGGAAGAUUUGCUCUUCAUUACCAGUCCCUGGAAAGAAGGCAGAUUACUUGACAGAAUUACCCAGCAUGAGAUUGAGCGGUUUGCACUGAAGCAAGUACAGGAUGAUGAAAAGUGUGAUAACACUGGGACAAUUGAAGUUGACCGUACUCCUUUUGAGUCUCAACAGAUUGAAAGAUAUCUUCAGCUGGCAUCACAAUUUCUUCAACGGGCGUUUGAGUACGCUCAGCCCGAUGAUGAAGAAUUGCUUAUCAAAGAACUUGCAAUGGAACUGACGAUCAGCCAUAACGCAGCUCUCAAUCCCAAUGCCCCGGUGGUGCUUACUCUUCCAACAUUCCGCAUGGUGAUUCUUGCCGAUGAAACGUAUGAGCUCUUCUUCGCUUUUACCUUACGUGAACUGUUCCAUUUAUCGAAAGAAAUUGAUACCGAUUUGAAUCUGAUGAGAACCUUAAGAGUCAUGUUUGAUGGUUUGCUUGCCGACGGUAGAACCUUGGCACUGAGAGUCAGACGGAGAGUUGAUCUGUCAGCUCUGAGUAUCAAGCCGGACGUGAUUCUGAUCAAGCUGAAACCAGACGACGAAGAUGAGGAUAUGAUAACUAUGGAUAUUGAUGAUAAGGAGAAGGAUACCUUGUUAGGAACUGAGGGACAUAUAAAAUUAAAACGGCCCGAAUUGAGAACUGGGUCAAGUGAAAACAUCCAAAAGUUCAGAGAACACAUCAAGCCUGAGGACGACAAUUUGAUAGAGUUUGAAACUUAG
Diutina rugosa is the source of this 2724-nucleotide messenger RNA. RefSeq names its product Gyp2p (gene GYP2). Bases 1 to 2724 code for a protein of 907 amino acids. The transcript has a single exon. The record is from RefSeq and is a predicted model, not a curated record. NCBI's taxonomy places the organism in Eukaryota, Fungi, Ascomycota, Pichiomycetes, Serinales, Debaryomycetaceae. Gene Ontology annotation, molecular function: calcium ion binding.